AUGACAAACAAUGAACAUAAAUCAGAAUUAGUCUCCCUAUUGACAGACCUAAUGAAAGAAAUAGAUCUGAAGCCAUUACAUCCGAAAAACAAGAUUCUCCUCUACAGUCGCUACGUUCUUUCAAAACUCUCAUGGCAUUUCACUGUAGCAUCAAUUAAAAAAACGUGGAUUUCCGAAAACCUGGACUCAGUUUUCAAACAAUACAUUCGUGAAUGGCUUGAGGUACCUAUUUCUGGAUCACUUAGUAAUAUUUACCUAACCAGUAACAAAUUUGGUCUGAACAUUAUCUCCCCAUCAACUAAAUUCAUACAAUGUCAAACAACUAUCCGCAGUGCUUUGAAGUCAUCUCCUAAUGAAUCAAUAACCCACCUCUGGAAAUCGACCUGUAAUCAUACUAACACCCAAUAUGAUCAGUAUACGUCGACAAAAGAAGUAAUCAAGUCAUUCCGUGAAGUUCAUGAAGAUAAAUUGGAAAAUCGGUUAAAAUGUCAAGGUUCAUUCUUCUCCAGCAUCUCAAAAUUUUCACUACCCCAAGUAAAUUCGAUUUGGCCAACCUGUCAAUCCAAACUAAACAUUUUCAACUUCACUAUUCGCUACAUAAACAAUUCGCUACCAACCCGUAAAAACCUUCAAAAAUGGGGACUCUCCUCGUCCUCUGAGUGCUCGUUUUGCCUUAAACCUGAAUCUCUGUUACACGUUGUUGCUGGCUGUAGUUCCUAUCUUGAUCGAUUUACUUGGAGACACGACUCAAUCCUAAAUUUUAUUGCUAAUAACCUCCCAUCAGAACAUAUUCAGACCAUUUAUGCGGACUUACCGUCAUUCCCUAAUCCCUCUAUUAUUACUGGUGAUGACCAUCGUCCUGAUCUACUAAUUUUGACCAAAGACAAUUGUCUGUAUGUACUCGAACUAACCGUUGGAUAUGAGACUAACCUGAGGAAUAAUAUACAGCGCAAAUAUUCAAAAUAUAAAGAGAUGAUCGUAGAACAAAAGAAAAAAUUCCGGCCGGUAAAGUUCAUUAACCUCUCAAUCAGUGCACUCGGUGUUUUUGAAAAAGAAUCUUCACAUUUCAUACAAAUGUUGGAACAUUAG
Paramuricea clavata is the source of this 1089-nucleotide messenger RNA. The record is from the annotation of a GenBank genome assembly. NCBI's taxonomy places the organism in Eukaryota, Metazoa, Cnidaria, Anthozoa, Malacalcyonacea, Plexauridae.